AUGGCGCAAAAACGAUGGGUUUGGUCAGAAAAAGACUGUUUAGCCCUCCUCUCAGCGUACGGUACAGAAGAAAUUCAACAAAAGUUGAAAGGUACCCACAAAAACGCUGAUAUUUAUAAAAAAAUCAGCAUUAUAAUGAAAAAAAAAGGGAUAGAUCUUAAUUGGACGCAAUGUAGAACUAAAUUUAAGCAUAUGAGAUCUGAAUACAAAAAGUUCAAAGACACAUUAUCACGAUUAGGAGCUGGGAGAGGCAAGGAACCUAAAUUCUUUAACGUUAUGGACAAUUUCUUGGGUGACAGACCAGAAGCAAGGGGUCUAAAAAACGUCAUCGAUACAUCUGAUGAAUCAACGUGUUCAUCAGCUGAUGCUGAAAUAAAAAGCAUUAACGUGCAUGACGAUGAUGAUAAGUUAUCGUUGAUGACAGACGAGCUUACAAGAAAAUACGGACACGGGAGAAUCAUUGAAAAAAAAUGUCCUCAGUGCGAUGAGUUUGUGGAGCUUAGGACAGCAGGAGCCCAUGUUGGAAACAGCACUGCAGUAUACGCUGAUGAUGACAGACUUGUUUGCCCAUAUUGCGAUUACAUUGAAGCAGAUGUCAGUAACGCAGAUGAGAAGUUACCUAGUGAAGCAAAUGAGGAAUCCCUACCAUCUCAAAGUGAAAACAAAUCAGUGCCAAGAAAAAGAAUACCAAGGGGAAAGGCAAAGCCCUCUAGCAUGCAAGUGGCAUUCGAGAAUGCAAUGAAAGAGCAUAACAAAUAUCUCAAGGAGUCUGAUGAAAUGUUUUUGUCUGAAAUGAAAAAAGAAGCAGAAAAAGAGCGAGAGUUGCGAAAGGAAGAGCUUAAUGUUUAUAAGGAGUCAAUGUCACUUCUUGCAAAUGCUAUAGCAAUGAGGUCUCAGCCUGUGCAACAACCAUUCUACAAUGUUCACCAUGAUGCUGAAAGUCAACAAACAUAUUAAAAACUUUGAUUUAAUUUAAGAACAUGAGUAAUUUAGCUAUCAUCAGCUUAUUGUGUUAUCAAAAACUCAGUUAAAGAAUUUCUAAUUUGCUCUGCA
Molecule: messenger RNA, 1053 nt
Organism: Xenia sp. Carnegie-2017
Lineage: Eukaryota; Metazoa; Cnidaria; Anthozoa; Malacalcyonacea; Xeniidae
Product: zinc finger and SCAN domain-containing protein 20-like
Exons: 3
Coding region: 1-957 (318 amino acids)
Source: RefSeq, a predicted model, not a curated record